Molecule: messenger RNA, 961 nt
Organism: Mytilus trossulus (common blue mussel)
Lineage: Eukaryota; Metazoa; Mollusca; Bivalvia; Mytilida; Mytilidae
Product: collagen alpha-1(I) chain-like
Exons: 13
Coding region: 69-851 (260 amino acids)
Biological process (GO): extracellular matrix organization
Molecular function (GO): extracellular matrix structural constituent conferring tensile strength
Source: RefSeq, a predicted model, not a curated record
AGUGAGUUUACAUCAUUUCGUUGCAAAUCCGUAAUGAAUAUUUAAUUUAUUUAUCAUAAUCAGGUCCGAUGGGUUCACCCGGAGAUAAAGGCAAAAACGGACAUAACGGUAUACCAGGCGCAGACGGUAUGAAAGGAGCAACAGGUGAUAAAGGUCCACAUGGAUGGCCAGGAGCAGCAGGCGAAAAAGGCAAAAUGGGAACACCAGGUGCACAUGGUUGGCCAGGCAUGAAAGGUAAAAUGGGAGAAAUGGGACUACCAGGAUUAAAGGGAAAAGACGGAUGGCCCGGUGGUCCCGGUAAAAAAGGAGAAAUGGGAGACAAAGGGUUACCAGGACAUAACGGUAUUCCAGGCAUGAAUGGAAUGAAAGGUAAAAAUGGAAUACCUGGCACAGACGGGAAAAAUGGUCUACCAGGAUAUAAUGGCAUGCCAGGACAGAAAGGAGCAAUGGGAGAACCCGGAUAUAGAGGGCCAAUGGGACAUCCAGGAGUUAAAGGUGAACCAGGCAACAAGGGACCAGACGGAUGGCCAGGAGCUAAAGGGCCAAAUGGUAUGAAAGGGGCACCAGGUGAUCCUGGAAGAGACGGAUAUCCAGGAGUACCAGGUAAGGACGGGAAGCCUGGAACAGAUGGGAAACCAGGAGGUAAAGGACCAGACGGAUGGCCCGGACCUAAAGGACCACCAGGCAUGCCCGGAAAGGAUGGCAAAGACGGAACUGUCCAUGUUGUAUUUGAUAACUAUGGUAGUAAAUAUAAACUUGGAGAUUCACAAAAAGCCGCCAUAAGACAGGAGCUGACAGGUUCACACCAGCUAUCUUCAUCUUGGUCAGCCUGGUCUUCCUGGUCAGGGUAGUGUCAAUAGAUUGAGAACGAUAUAAAAUUCAUAGAACAUUUGAGACUUUUUACCUUUUGUGUAGAAUCAUGACAUCUUCUGUGAAGUGAUAUUAAAGAGAAAAUAAUAAG